UAAUGACAAGUCCUACAUCCGCCUUUGCAAAUAGUAGGUGUAUACAUGUGCCAUUACACAAUAAAUAUUACUAAAACGAAAGUUCAGACAAAGAAAACUGGCGGUUAAUUGUUUAUAUAGUUUCUUGGGGUGGUCCCAGAAACCAUGGUAUUAUUUCUUUUUGCUUUGGGAGGCUGCUCACUAAGAAAGGUGCACAUUUGCCCUAACGACAAUUCCUUUAUCCGCCAUUGCAAACUAGUUCUGCGGGUUACCAAACAAUGGCUGAUGGGGGAUAUGAUGAAGUAUCUGGAAAGCUCCGUGACUUCCAGAUGCGGCAAGAGUCUGAAUCUGUGGUAAUACAAACAAGAGAAGAGCUAGACACUACUGCAAUAGAUGUUGUGGUUUCAGCCCGAAAUGAAAUGAAAGCAGAGUCUGGAUCUGUAGUAAUACAAACAAGACAAGAGCUAGAUACUGUUGCAAUAGAUGUUGUGGAUUCAGCCCGAAAUGAAAUGAAAGAAGAAGCCAAGACAAUUGUGCAUGGUGUGAAGAUGGAAAUGAGCAUGCUGCAGAAUUCUGCUCCUCCGACAAAUCAGCCACAAUAUAUUCAUAAAGGUACUGACACGGACAAUUCUAUUGCUCAUGGCCUGAACGACAACUUUGCCAUCCUGAACGACCAGUCCUUGCUUACACUUGCUCAAGUCAUUUCACCCAAUGAACUCGACACAUUGCUGAUAUAUCUAGACGUUCCUGUUCCACUAGUGAAAAGUCACAAAGCAAAUCAUCCUGGAGACAUUGUAGGCGCUCAUUUUCUUUGUCUAAAAUACUGGAGGGAUAAACAUCGUGGAAAUAAUCAGACUCGUUUCAGAGACCUCACUGAAUCAUUGGGUGAUAUCGGACAGAAUGAUAUCAUUGCCACAUUGAACUCAGUUUUCGGCGGCAAGGUCACUAGUAGAUCACUUAGACGCCAAGACUUCGGACAUACAUGAAAAAGGAUAACAUAAAUUUAAUGUCAAAUAUAAUGUAAGCAAGAUGUUGUUAUUCCUUAAUUUUUUUUUUUAAUCCAUUCUAUUUGUUGAUUUUUGAUCUUCUCUCUUUUGUAUGAGGUGUUUAUUUUUAAUUCUAAGUAGAAAAUGAAAGUAUCAGGUUAGUCUCGUCGGUGGGGACAGUUUAUCUGGUAAGGCGUAGGAAUAUUUCGGGUAAGCCAUAUAAAAGGAAUACUACAAACUACACAAUUAUUCAAAAUUACAAGCAUAACUUGUCAAAUGUCUGUCGCCCCGAUAAGGCAAAACUAGGAAACCUCGAUUUCUAUGGAAGUGACAGAACAGAUAAGAUCAUACAGACAUUAUUGAGAUAUUAGUAUAAUGACAAUGAUCAAAAAGUGUCCAUAAUCAGAAUUAUAUCAAGAUCCCCAGAUACAAUUUAGAAUAAAAUGACACUCUUUUUUCGUAUGCUUUACCUCAUUCUUUAUAGUUCUCGAAAUUGUGCUGAAUAGUAAAUAUCUUAGUGCUAGAAAAUCAUAUAUUUUUGCUCUUACACAUCAUUUGUUCUACUAUUUGUUUUCUUUUACUAAUAGUUCAUUACGAUUGUAUAUUCUUGCUCAAUACUUUAAUAUCAUAUAUGUUAUACAUGCAACUGUUCCGUCUGAUUACCUGUAUAUAUGCCAUUAUUUAUCACGAUAUAUUUUGGAUAGUUCACAAUGAAGUACACCUAUUUGCUACCGUAUAUUUAAAGCGAUAUCUAUCAUGUAUAACAAGUUGAUGAAUGAAACAGAUGAACAAUUUAGUAGACAAAGCAAAGUUUUUAAGAUUAUUCUGUGCUAUUUUGAAAAUACACCACCUUAAUAAGCACUUACCUCAAUUUUACUAUAACUCGUUACAAAUUUAAAUUAAUAUAUAUAUAAUAUUAACCUUAGUUUACCAGUACUUGACCUAUUUAAUUUUUGUAAUCAUUUGUUGUAAACCUCAUAUCGCAUGUAGUAUAUGUGCGGAGUGUAAAUAAACAUUCAAGCUUUAUCUACUCUUUAAAGGUAUAUAUGUAAAGCAUAUGAUUAGUUUUUAAUUGUUUCAAAACAAUUGUUACAUUAAAUAUAUUCAAUGCA
Molecule: messenger RNA, 2077 nt
Organism: Mya arenaria
Lineage: Eukaryota; Metazoa; Mollusca; Bivalvia; Myida; Myidae
Exons: 6
Coding region: 258-965 (235 amino acids)
Source: RefSeq, a predicted model, not a curated record